CCCUGCUGCUGCUGCUGGUGGCCCUGACCCAGACACGGGAUGGCCGGGAGCCAGGCGGUGGCCGGGACAGGGUGGGGCGAUGCAUUUGCCAGCGCAGAGCUUUUCAGUCACUGGGCUGAAACUGAAAGGAGCCGGGCGUUAGCUGUGCGGCGGAGCACCGCGGGACGCGGUGCCACCAUGGAGCUGGGGAACAUCUCGCAGCCCGUGUACGGCCCCGGCCUCGAGGAGCCGAGCAGCAGCACGCCGGGGCUGGUCCGCAUGGUGCACGGCUUCCUGCGCCUGGUGCAGCCCCACGGUCUCCCCCUGGAGCUGAUAGCGGAUCUGGCACAGACGCAGGGCGAGGUGGCGACCGACGAGCAGAAGGAGGAGCUGCUGCGUUACGAGCUGGGCUUCCUGGUGUGCGUCGCCAUCGGGCUGCUCUUCGCCGUCGCGGUGCCGCUGGCGGGAUGCUGCUUCUGCUGCUGCCGCUGCUGCGGGCGCUGCGGGGGCCGCAUGUCCCAGAAGCGGAGCGGGCGGAUGCGCAGCCGACGCCGGGUGCUGUACGGCGCUGUGCUGCUGGUGUCCGCGCUCCUGCUGGCCGGCGAUGUGUGCGCCUUCAUCAGCAACAUCCGCUUCUCGCAAUCCGUGAGCAGCACCUUCCCCAACAUCAACAGCACUGUGCACGACCUCCGCUCCUACCUGCUCUCCAUCCCCCAGCAAGUCAGCUUUGUCAUCGACAGCAGCAACGUCCCGUUGGGCAACACCAAUGACAGCCUGCUGAACAUUGGGCCCCUCCUCGGCGGCAGGAUCGCCUCCAGCAUCAGGAACAACACAGACGAGGCGCUGGGAUCCCUGCAGAGCCUUUUGGGAGCAAUGGAAACACUGGCGUCCACCUUCGGCACCAUCAACAGCACCCGCUGGCGCCUGGAGAAACUGCAGGGCACCUACGAUGGGCAGCUGGGCACGCUGCGGGCACGCAUCGAGAGCACCUUGCAGCGCUGCGGGCAGCCCUGCAGCACCGCUUCAUCCAAUGGUGUGGCCUUUGUGGCCAACUAUAGCACGGUGCCCGGUGUGGAGCGGCAGCUGGAGGCGCUGCGGGAUGUGCUGGACAGUGGCAUAGAGGGGGAUUUGGAGGUGAUCAGCGUGCUGGAGCAGGCCCCCAGAAAGGUGCAAGAGCAGUCCCAGGAUGUGGUGACACGGACUCAGGAGCAGCUGGGCUACAUCAGGCAGGAGAUUCGCAGCAUGCAGGACCAGCUGCCGCUACAGAACAUGGAAGAGAGAGCUGGGAACCUGGUGAACCAAACCGGUGCCGUGCUGCGGGACAGCCAGAAGACUGUCACUGACCUGGAUAGUGUCAGGUGGAGCGUGUGCGCCCUGCUGUGCUGCAUGGUGCUGCUGGUAGUCCUGUGCAACACCUGUGGGCUGCUGCUGGGGCCGCUGGGGCACAAGGAGAGCACGCUGCCCACCCAGCGCGGCUGCCUCUCCAACACCGGAGGGAACUUCUUCAUGGCAGGGGCGGGCUUCAGCUUCAUCUUCUCCUGGCUGCUGAUGCUGCUGGUGCUGCUCACCUUCUUCCUGGGGGGGAACAUCUACAUGCUGGUCUGUGAGUCCUGGCGCAGCCAGCAGCUCUUCCAGCUCGUGGAUACCCCCGGCCUCAUCCCCGGCUUCAACCUUUCGGAGGUGCUGGGUGACGAGAGUGGCACCGUCACCUUCUCACAGAUCUACAGACAGUGCCAGCAGGAUGCUGCCCUAUGGCAGACGCUGCGCCUGGACCAGAGGGUGUCCCUGGAUGAGCUCCUGAACAUCAGCCAGUACACAGGGGAGAUCUCAGCGACUUUCCAGAAGCUGAACAUCACCCUGACCCCCAUCUCUGUGCUGAACGAGAGCCAGCGAGAGCUGCUGCUGAAUGCCUGCCGCGAUGCACAGCCCCCCAACUUCACCCACACCCUGCAGCAGCUGGAUCAGGGCAUCACGGUGGGCAGCCUGCAGGAGCUGGCCACAGAGCUGGAGCAGCUGGUGGACAACGCGGGUGCAGAUGUGCAGGUGGACCUGAUGGCAGAUGCUGCUGAGCUGCGGGAGCUGGACAGGGAGCUGAAGAGCAACUUCUCAGGGCCGCUGAAAACCCUGAAGGAGAACAUCCAGCUGGUGCAGAGCCAGGCUGCCCAGCUCGAGGCACAGACAAAAUCCACGUUGGACAAAGCCAACGCCACAGAGGAGUUCCUGGGGAGGGAGAUGGGAAACAUCAUCAAGAAAGAGAUGUGGGCCUUUCUAGAGGAGCUGCUGAACUUCUUUGAGACCUACAUCACCUGGGCCAAGAGCAGUCUGAGGAUGGAUGUGGCACGCUGCAAGCCCAUAGCCCAGAGCCUGGAUAACGUGGAGGCCAUCGCCUGUGACCACAUCUUGGACUCUAUGAACACCUUCUGGUUCAGCCUGGGCUGGUGCACUGUGUUCCUGCUGCCCAGCAUCAUCCUGGCCGUGCGUCUCGCCAAGUUCUACCGCCGCAUGGACAUCGAUGACGACUACAGGAAAGAAGCUGUGGAGAUAGGACCUGCAUUCAACCUGUACAAAAUCCCCCGGCCAGCUACAAGGCAUUAGCCUCCAUCAACACGGCACAGGCACUAAGGACACCGAACACAACAGCAGCUCUGUCUACUGCAUCUUCUCCCUUAGCAGUGGGAACAGGCUGGAAGCCCCCUCCCCACUUCCCAAUAAGUGCUGAUGUGCUGCAGCUGGGAGACAGCCUGCAGGAGAAGGGUGUGUGCCCUUUGCACUGCCCCAGGUGGGGCUUUGCUACCCCUCAUCACCUGGGGAAGGUGGCAGGGAAGAGGAGGAGUAGCAGAGCAUCUCUUCCACGGCUCAAUGCAGCUGUGGUGUGGGGCUGGGCCAGGGCUCCCCCCUCCCCCUUGUGUGCACAAGCAGAUGCUCCUGUCUGAGGGGAACCUGCUUACCCACUCCAUAACCAAUGUGAGUAUUUAUCUGUGCAGGGAGCCUGACUCUCCAGUGCUGUGAUUUUGGGUGUAAAACAAUAAAUGAGGUGAUUUCAUGUUG
Molecule: messenger RNA, 3027 nt
Organism: Meleagris gallopavo (turkey)
Lineage: Eukaryota; Metazoa; Chordata; Aves; Galliformes; Phasianidae
Product: prominin-1-A-like
Cellular component (GO): apical plasma membrane; microvillus; cell surface
Molecular function (GO): cholesterol binding
Source: RefSeq, a predicted model, not a curated record